Vigna angularis (adzuki bean) is the source of this 882-nucleotide messenger RNA. Its product is annotated as thiosulfate sulfurtransferase 16, chloroplastic. The transcript is spliced from 7 exons. Gene Ontology annotation, molecular function: thiosulfate-cyanide sulfurtransferase activity. The coding region runs from base 92 to 652 and encodes 186 amino acids. Lineage: Eukaryota; Viridiplantae; Streptophyta; Magnoliopsida; Fabales; Fabaceae. The record is from RefSeq and is a predicted model, not a curated record.
CAAGAAUUGGCAUUGUAUUGCAUCAAUAUCAAAGCUAACCACUUAUUUGCAUUUGGUAGCAGAUUCCAUUCCAAAACAGUGUCAGCAAACAAUGACGACGACGACAGCAACAACCUUUGAUGUCUCCGCCGCUUGUUUUCGUGUUCCUCCUUCGUCUUCUCCUCGUUUCUCACGCAAUCCAUGCCACACCAGGUUUUCAGUUCUGAACUCCUUGAAUCCUCACAGGGGACGGAUUAGCGUGAACGUUCCACCCAAGUUUCCAAACUUCCGGAGGGAAGUUGCACUGAAGGGGGAUUUGGAGGCUGUUGUUCCAACUUCGGUGCCUGUGCGUGUUGCAUAUGAACUUCUUCUAGCUGGUCAUCGAUAUUUGGAUGUGAGGACCCCAGAAGAGUUUGAUGAAGGACACGUUCCUGGCGCAAUAAACAUACCUUACAUGUUCAGAGUUGGAUCAGGGAUGACGAAGAACAGCAACUUCAUUAGAGAGGUAUCGUCACAUUUUAGGAAAGACGAUGAAAUUAUAGUUGGCUGCCAGCUUGGUAAAAGAUCUAUCAUGGCUGCGAGUGACUUGCUAGCUGCUGGGUUCACAGGACUGACAGACAUUGCUGGUGGCUUUGCAGCUUGGACACAAAAUGGGCUUCCAACAGAACGAUGAAGUGUUCCUGUUGGAGCUGCAGCUGUAUAUAGAAUAAGUUGUGGGAUGAGUCGCAUGCAUGAAAAUGCGGAAACAUCUCACCAAGACAGUGGGAAUCUGACACAGUGAAAACAAAAUGAAAUCUGAUACCAGAAAAGUUCAUGUAAAAAUGUGGAAAAAGAGGGUUUGUGAAUUUGUCGAUAUAGACAAUUAAAAAAAAAGGUUAAUAUUUUUCGAACUUUGCAAAGAAA